Messenger RNA from Epithele typhae, 1500 nucleotides. Its product is annotated as peptidase S8/S53 domain-containing protein. Gene Ontology annotation, molecular function: serine-type endopeptidase activity. The record is from RefSeq and is a predicted model, not a curated record. Gene Ontology annotation, biological process: proteolysis. Bases 1 to 1500 code for a protein of 499 amino acids. NCBI's taxonomy places the organism in Eukaryota, Fungi, Basidiomycota, Agaricomycetes, Polyporales, Epitheliaceae. The transcript is spliced from 3 exons.
AUGUCCCGCUUGCUCUUCGUCACCCUCCUCGCCGUCUCCCUGGCGUCCGCCUCGCCGCUCUCCACCUCCCAUGGCACGCCCCGCGACGUCUUCGCCACGAACCUCGCCCCCCUCGUCCACGAGCAGCACCCGCACGGGACCGUCAACGGCUCCUACAUCAUCGUCCUCAAGGAUGGUGUCGAGCCCUCGCUCGUCGCGAACCACCUCAACUUCGUCCAGAACGUGCACGCCGCCGACCCCGCUGCCGACGCGUUCGCCGGCCUCACCCACGUCUACCAGACCCACCUCAAGGGCUACGCCGGCCACUUCUCCGACCUCGUCCUCGACCACAUCCGCUCCAUGCCCGAGGUCGACUACGUCGAACGCGACCAGAUCGUCCGCACGCUCGAGGUCGAGCGCCUCGCCGCGUUCGAGGCGGAGCACACGACCCAGAGCAACGCUCCCUGGGGUCUUGCCCGUGUCAGCCACCGCAAGAAGCUCUCGUUCGGCACGUUCAAGAAGUACGUGUACGACGCUGAUGGCGGCGACGGUGUGGACGUCUACGUCAUUGACACUGGUAUCAACGUGAAGCAUGCCGAAUUCGAGGGUCGCGCAUCUUGGGGCAAGACCAUGCCCGCUAACGACGUUGACGAGGACGGCAACGGUCACGGUACUCACUGCGCGGGUACCAUCGCCUCGCGCAAGUACGGUGUCGCGAAGGCUGCGAAGGUCAUCGCUGUCAAGGUCCUUGGCAGCAACGGGAGCGGCACCAUGUCCGACGUCAUGGGCGGUGUUGACUGGGCUGCAGGAGAGGCGCAGGCCAAGGCCAAGGCAGCGGCUGAGGAGUUCAGGAAGACUGGUCGGUCUUCGCACAAGGGUUCGGUCGCGAACAUGUCGCUUGGAGGUGGCAAGUCACGCGCGCUCGAUGACGCUGUCAACCGUGCUGUCCGUUCGGGCAUGCACUUCGCCGUCGCCGCUGGCAACGAUAACCGUGAUGCGUGCAACAACUCCCCCGCUGCCGCAGAGGAGGCUAUCACCGUCGGCGCGUCGACUCUCGGCGACGAGCGCGCGUACUUCUCGAACCACGGCCCGUGCGUCGACGUCUUUGCCCCCGGUCUGAACAUUCUCUCGACCUACAUCGGCUCGAACACGUCGAUCACGACCAUGUCUGGCACCUCGAUGGCCUCGCCCCACACCGCCGGUCUCCUCGCGUACCUCCUCUCGAUCUAUCCCUCGAAGGAUUUCAACCCGGCGCUCCGUCCCGACCUCGUCCCCACACUGUUUGCCCACCUCGCGCCGACGACGCCCUCGGCGCUCAUGCGCUCAUACUCGCUUGUCUACGCGUCGCUCCCCGAGUGGGCCUCCGCCGACGACGACGCGUUCGCGCCGAUCCCGGUGCCGGUGCUCACGCCGAAGCAGCUCAAGCUCGCGCUGCUCGCUCUCGCGACCGAGAACGCGCUCAUCGACGAGCUUCCCGCCGGCACGCCGAACUUGCUCAUCUUCAACAACGCGACAGCCUGA